Trifolium pratense (red clover) is the source of this 984-nucleotide messenger RNA. RefSeq lists its product as uncharacterized. The transcript has a single exon. The coding region runs from base 1 to 984 and encodes 327 amino acids. NCBI's taxonomy places the organism in Eukaryota, Viridiplantae, Streptophyta, Magnoliopsida, Fabales, Fabaceae. The record is from RefSeq and is a predicted model, not a curated record.
AUGUUAAUCAUAUGUUUGUAUGUUGAUGACUUGUUAGUGACUGGUAGCUCACUAGCAGAGAUUGAAAAUUUCAAAUCACAGAUGAAGAGUGAAUUUGAAAUGACCGACUUGGGAAAGCUCACCUAUUUCUUAGGAAUGGAGCUGUUAUAUACUGCAAAGGGGGUGAUACUGCAUCAAGCAAAAUAUGCCACUGAGAUUUUGAGAAAGUUUGAAAUGCUUGAUUGCAAUUCAUCAGUCACACCUGCAGACACAAGACUUAAGCUGGAAGUAGAUGAAAACAGUGAAACUGUGGACUCUACUAUAUUCAGACAAUUGAUUGGUUCACUAAGAUACUUGUGUCAAACUAGACCUGAUAUUAGCUAUGCAGUUGGCUAUGUAAGCAGGUUCAUGAGCAAACCACUAAAGCCUCAUCUACUGGCUGCUAAGAGGAUACUCAGAUACAUCAAUGGCACAAUACACUAUGGUGUGUUAUUUCCAUAUUCAAAAGAUAGUGUGAAACUUGAAUUAAAUGGAUUCUCUGAUGCUGAUUGGUGUGGAGACAAGGUAGACAGGAGGAGUACUAGUGGUUAUUUGUUUAAAUUCCAAAAUGCACCAGUCUCAUGGUGUUCUAAGAAGCAGUCAGUGAUUGCUCUCUCUAGCUGUGAAGCAGAAUACGUUGCAAGAUCCUUGGCUGCUUGUCAAGCUAAUUGGCUACAAUCACUUCUCAAUGAAAUGAAGAUCAUUGACAACAUCACAAUAAUGCUGAAGAUUGACAAUAAAUCAGCAAUUAACUUGGCUAAAAAUCCUGUUAGCCAUGGUAAAAGUAAACACAUUGAGACAAGAUUUCACUUCCUUAGGGACCAAGUCAACAAAGGAAAGUUAAGCUUGGAGUAUUGUUCCACUGACAAUCAACAAGCUGAUAUAAUGACUAAGGCUGUGAAGAGAGAUCAGUUCCUCAAGCUCAGGAGGGAAAUAGGGAUUGUAUGCUUCGAUAGCUUGUCUUAA